AUGGGGGAUCACUUUGAGUUACUGGUCGAUCGAUUGCUUACUGAAUCCACAUUAGAAGCUGCACUUGAAAGCAGGAAUAAGGCUAUGUUGGCUGCAUCCUCAGCAGUGAAUGGUGCGAAUAUUGAUCUCAAUUUUAUGAAAGUUGGUGUGGAUGAUAUAAAAUUUCCAGGGAAGCUUGUAGAAUGCAGGAUAUGUCAUGAUGAUGAUGAAGAUACCAAUAUGGAGACACCCUGCUCCUGUCGUGGUAGUUUGAAGUACGCUCACCGCAGAUGUAUACAACGAUGGUGUAAUGAGAAGGGUGACACAACCUGUGAGAUAUGCCACCAGCAAUUCAAGCCUGGUUAUACUGCUCCUCCACCCCUAUUUCAGUUUGGACGUAUUCCAAUGAGUUUCAGGGGGAAUUGGGAGAUUUCAAGAAGAGACUUGAAUAGUACACAUUUGGUUAGCAUGGUCCCCACUGAUCAAAACGUUACCACUUCUAACUACGAUCAGUAUUCAGCCUCUGCUACAGGAAGUUUGAUUUGCUGUCGUUCAAUUGCUGUUAUUUUCAUGGUUCUUCUGAUUUUGAGACACACACUUCCCCUUGUAAUUAAUGGAAAUAAGGAGUAUUCUUUCCCACUCUUUUUGCUGUUGUUAUUUCGGACUGUGGGAGUUGUUCUUCCCAUAUACUUCAUGGUUAGAGCAGUGGCAUUAAUCCAGCGCCAUCGGAGACAGCAUCGACAUCUAUUAACAUAUAAUGAAGUCUCUUAUUUUUUGCUUGUUGUAACUGUUAGGAGCAUCUUAAUUCCUUGGCCAGUUCAUCGGACGAUGAAAGCGAACAAGCAGAUUUGCAGCCUCAGCCUCAUGUCAUACAUGUACUGUAAAAAUAAUACCCUAGCCAUUAGCCACUUGAAGUAA
Molecule: messenger RNA, 897 nt
Organism: Sphenostylis stenocarpa
Lineage: Eukaryota; Viridiplantae; Streptophyta; Magnoliopsida; Fabales; Fabaceae
Source: the annotation of a GenBank genome assembly